AUGGACCUGAUUCUUCGUGUUGAAUACAAGGUAGAGGAGGAAGAGGUUGCGACUCCAAAGACAAAGAAAAGAAGGACUUCCAAAAAAAAGUCCCCUUCAAAGACAAAGUCUGCAGAACCUUCUACCUUGGUGAAAAGAACCAGGUCUACCGUGAAAUGUAGAAAAGUGAAAGUAGUAGAGGAAGAAGAAAGUGAAGAAGAAGAAGACGAAACCGAUGAAGAACAAGACAAGAAGGAGAAGUUUGGUAAAAGAACCAUCUUGAAGGGUAAACUCCUUAGUGACUUGGAAGAGGAAGGCAUGGUCAUGCUGCUGCAAAAACUACAACUGCAGGGUUGGAAGAACAUGGUCUUUCAGAUGGAUAGAAGGCUUGCCAGGGCUGAGAUUGUAGUGUUCAUGGGAAACUGUGAGAUCAGAAAUGGUAGAGUCACCAGUGUGGUAAAAGGAGUGACUGUGAGCUUCGACGACAAGGAAUUGGGAGAGAUUUUAGGUGUUCAUACUGAAGGGUACAAUGAUUACAAAAAGCUCAAAUGGUCAAGUCUGGAGAACCUUCCUACCUCCCUUGCCAUUACAAGAAAGUUUGCUGACAAUGAGUUGGAGUUAGAGGCCAAGGCUGUAUACAAAAGUGAGAUGAAGCCACCUCACAAAGUGCUAUUUGAAUUUGUUAACAAGAGUGGGGCUAAGGAUAUUGAGAAUGAAAGACUGAAGAAGAGGCCGGCUGAAGUAGAAACUGAGAAGGAUGCUCUCAGGGUUGAGCUUGCAAAGGAUAAGGAGAAGAAUGAAGGCAUUCUUCAUGAUAUGUUGCAGCUACUUCAGGCCAGAAACCAAGAACCUAGUCCUUCCCAGCCUUGA
Nicotiana tabacum (common tobacco) is the source of this 849-nucleotide messenger RNA. NCBI's taxonomy places the organism in Eukaryota, Viridiplantae, Streptophyta, Magnoliopsida, Solanales, Solanaceae. The record is from RefSeq and is a predicted model, not a curated record.